Molecule: messenger RNA, 1344 nt
Organism: Oncorhynchus tshawytscha (Chinook salmon)
Lineage: Eukaryota; Metazoa; Chordata; Actinopteri; Salmoniformes; Salmonidae
Product: galanin receptor type 1-like
Exons: 2
Coding region: 5-439 (144 amino acids)
Biological process (GO): G protein-coupled receptor signaling pathway
Cellular component (GO): membrane
Molecular function (GO): G protein-coupled receptor activity
Source: RefSeq, a predicted model, not a curated record
CUGAAUGUGUUCAGACUGUUAUGUUGAUGAUGCGUUUCCUUUUCCUCUUCAGGUGUUAUUCCAUCUCCACAAGAAGAUGAAGAAUAUGUCCAAGAAAUCAGAACGCUCAAAAAGAAAGACAGCCCAGACGGUCCUCCUGGUGGUCGCAGCCUUCCUGACCUGUUGGAUGCCUCAUCACAUCAUCGCCAUGUGGGUGGAGUUUGGAGUGUUCCCGCUCAACGACGCCUCCUUCGCGUUACGGAUCAUCUCCCACUGCCUGGCGUACGGGAACUCCUGCAUCAACCCCAUCCUGUACGCCUUUCUGUCAGAGAACUUCCGGAAGGCCUGUCGCCAGGUGUUCACCUGUCGGUUUCUCUACCCUCCACCCCCACAGGAGAAGGUGGUGCGCAUCCGAAUGGAGAACUUCUCAACUACACACUCUAUUACCACUAAUAUCUGACACCACACACUCUAUUACCACUAAUAUCUGACACCACACAUUAUAUUACCACUAAUAUCUGACACCACACCCUCUAUUACCACUAAUAUCUGACACCACACAUUCUAUUACCACCAAUAUCUGUCACCACACAUUCGAUUACCACUCUAAUCUGAUACCACACAUUCUACUACCACUAAUAUCUGACUCCACACAUUCUAUUACCACUAAUAUCUGACUCCACAUAUUCUAUUACCACUAAUAUCUGACACCACACCACACACUCUAUUACCACUAAUAUCUGACACCACACACUCUAUUACAACUAAAAUUUGACACCACACAUCCUAUUACCACUAACAUCUGACACCACACAUUCUAUUCCCACUAAUAUCUGACCCCACACCACACACUCUAUUACCACUAACAUCUGACACCACACUCUCUAUUACCACUAAAUCUGACACCACACCACACACUCUAUUACCACUCAUAUCUGACACCACACAUUCUAUUACCACUAAUAUCUGACACCAUGCACUCUACCACUAAUAUCUGACACCAUGCACUCUAUUACCACUAAUAUCUGACACCACGCACUCUAUUACCACGAAUAUCUGACACCACACUCUCUAUUACCACUAAAUCUGACACCACACCACACACUCUAUUACCACUCUUAUCUGACCACACAUUCUAUUACCACUCAAAUCUGACACCACACACUCUAUUACCACUAACAUCUGACACCACACAUUCUAUUCCCACUAAUAUCUGACACCACACCACACACUCUAUUACCACUAAUAUCUGACACCACACUCUCUAUUACCACUAAAUCUGACACCACACCACACACUCUAUUACCACUCAUAUCUGACACCACACAUUCUAUUACCACUCAAAUCUGACACCACACACUCUAU